UGGAGACAGCAUGAUUUGGAAGCUGAAGAAGCAAUCUUUUACAUAACAAAGCGAUUCGGUCAUCAGGUGAGUGUCGAAAAUGGUGAAAUGGAAAAGAAGGGUGCCGGCUUAUCCAGUGAAACGAGUAGUGCAUCCAGUAAAAGCACGGACAGUGACGAGAAGAAGAUCCAGCAGAAGCGAAGCUGUAAUGAUAAUCUGUGA
This is a messenger RNA of Gongylonema pulchrum, 201 nucleotides long. Lineage: Eukaryota; Metazoa; Nematoda; Chromadorea; Rhabditida; Gongylonematidae. The record is from the annotation of a GenBank genome assembly.